AUGAACAGUGUGCCAGAUGGAGAUGAGACACAAGCUCAAAGUGUAUGGGUUGAAAUAAUUGUCUGUGUGGGUGCUCUCCAUUGCGGGUUGAGUCCACGACGCCUAGACCACCCGGCCCAUGCCGAAGGCUUUAAACUGCAAAUUGAAGGUGAAGGUGUUGAAUCUCCAUCCAUUAAAAACAAAAAUAUCCAGAAGGUGCUGGACCAAAAAGGAACCCCCAGGCGAUUGCAGGCAGAAGCCGAGAUGGCAAAGUCUGCAACAGUGAAGCUGUCAAAACCAGUGGCUCUGUGGACCCAGCAGGAUGUCUGCAAGUGGUUGAAGAAACAUUGUCCGAAUCAGUAUCAAAUCUACAGUGAGUCAUUCAAACAGCAUGACAUAACUGGGCGGGCCCUACUGAGACUCACUGACAAGAAGCUGGAGCGGAUGGGAAUUGCCCAGGAGAACCUCCGGCAGCACAUUCUACAACAGGUGCUCCAGCUGAAGGUGCGAGAAGAAGUCCGAAACCUACAGUUACUCACACAAGGUAGCGUGCUGCUUGCUGGAGGGGGGAUGGAAGGGGAGAUGGGAACAGAGCAAGCCUUACUGAUGUGACAAAGCCUCGCCAGGGUGAAUUUGGUCUCAUUUCUUUGCAUUCUUUUCCUUGGUGUGAAAGAAGAGAUGAAAACAUGCAUAUGA
Messenger RNA from Elephantulus edwardii (Cape elephant shrew), 675 nucleotides. RefSeq names its product sterile alpha motif domain containing 12 (gene SAMD12). Gene Ontology annotation, molecular function: protein binding. Gene Ontology annotation, biological process: cell surface receptor protein tyrosine kinase signaling pathway. The transcript is spliced from 4 exons. The record is from RefSeq and is a predicted model, not a curated record. Gene Ontology annotation, cellular component: cytoplasmic side of plasma membrane. NCBI's taxonomy places the organism in Eukaryota, Metazoa, Chordata, Mammalia, Macroscelidea, Macroscelididae.